GGGCCCAGUGAGUGUUAAAACGCGAGCCAAUGGCUGCGUGUCUGUCCAGUAUAUAAGCAGAGAGCGAAGACCGACAAAGCUGGGUGACCUCUAAAUUGCCUCUGGUGAACAGGAUCUGAACCCAAGGACUGUUAAUUCAAUUCUUGUCUUGUGUGCAGUGUUAGAAACGCAAUCAUGCCUUUCGGUAACACCCACAACAACUUCAAGCUCAACUUCAAAGUUGAGGAGGAGUAUCCUGACCUCACCAAGCACAACAAUCACAUGGCCAAGGUGCUGACAAAGGACAUGUACGCCAAGCUGAGGGACAAGCAGACCUCCAGCGGCUUCACUUUGGAUGACAUCAUCCAGACCGGAGUCGACAACCCUGGUCACCCCUUCAUCAUGACCGUCGGCUGCGUGGCUGGUGACGAGGAGUCCUACGAGAUCUUCAAGGACCUGCUGGACCCCAUCAUCUCCGACCGUCACAGUGGAUACAAGCCCACCGACAAGCACAAGACCGACCUGAACUUCGAGAACCUGAAGGGCGGUGACGACCUGGACCCCAACUACGUCCUGAGCAGCCGCGUGCGUACCGGCCGCAGCAUCAAGGGCUACACCCUCCCCCCCCACAACAGCCGCGGCGAGCGCAGAAUGGUGGAGAAGCUGUCCGUCGAGGCUCUCGCCAGCCUGGAUGGUGAGUUCAAGGGAAAGUACUACCCCCUGAAGGCCAUGACAGAUGCCGAGCAGGAACAGCUGAUCGCUGACCACUUCUUGUUCGACAAGCCCGUCUCUCCCCUGCUGCUGGGCGCUGGCAUGGCCCGUGACUGGCCCGACGCAAGAGGAAUCUGGCACAACGACAACAAAUCUUUCUUGGUCUGGGUGAACGAGGAGGACCACCUGCGCGUCAUCUCCAUGGAGCAGGGCGGCAACAUGAAGGAGGUUUUCAGACGUUUCUGCGUCGGCCUGACCAAGAUUGAGGAGAUCUUCAAGAAGCACAACCACGGCUUCAUGUGGAACGAGCAUCUGGGCUACGUGCUCACCUGCCCCUCCAACCUGGGAACCGGCCUGCGCGGCGGAGUCCACGUCAAGCUGCCCAAACUCAGCACACACGCCAAGUUCAACGAGAUCCUCGGCAGGCUGCGUCUGCAGAAGCGCGGAACAGGUGGUGUGGACACCGCCUCCGUGGGUGGAGUGUUCGACAUCUCCAACGCCGAUCGUCUGGGUUCCUCCGAGGUGGACCAGGUCCAGAUGGUGGUUGAUGGUGUCAAGCUGAUGGUGGAGAUGGAGAAGAAGCUGGAGAAGGGCGAGGCCAUCGACGGCAUGAUCCCCGCCCAGAAGUAGAGAGGGACAUUUGGUCUUGUUUUCUUUUUGUAUCGUUCAAUAAAGUGCAAUCAAGCGAAACCAACCCGCGCGCAGAGGAAAUGGCUCGACCAGAGACUCUCGCCUGUUUCACCUCUUUUUCUUCCUUCCCAAUUUUUUUUCUCUCUCUCUCUCUCUCCCGUGUCAUUCUUCUUUUUUUUCCUCAUCUUUUCUUCCUUCCGACUUUUCACGCAUCACCUGCAUUUUGGUUGUAAAAAGUUAUCAUUGAACUUGAUUCAAUAAACUGGCCCCCAUAAAACAA
Osmerus eperlanus (European smelt) is the source of this 1600-nucleotide messenger RNA. It is a transcript of the gene ckma, whose product is annotated as creatine kinase, muscle a. The transcript has 8 exons. Gene Ontology annotation, biological process: phosphocreatine biosynthetic process. Gene Ontology annotation, molecular function: creatine kinase activity. Bases 175 to 1320 code for a protein of 381 amino acids. Lineage: Eukaryota; Metazoa; Chordata; Actinopteri; Osmeriformes; Osmeridae. The record is from RefSeq and is a predicted model, not a curated record.